AUGGGUCCCGAAGCCAGGAAAAAGAAGAACCAGAAGAAGAAACAGAGGCAGAAGCAGAAGAAAGCUUUGAACAAGGAUGAAGAGAGUCCUCAAGUGGUAGAGAAAAGUAAUCUGGAAACUCUUGCUAUGGAAAAUCUAAUUAAAGACACUAUGGUCGAAAACGAGCCUAGCGUAGCUCAAUUGAGGCCGCAAGAUUCGGAUCAACCGAAAAUAGAAAUUCAAGCUCCCGAAGAAUCACAAAGAGCAAGAGCUGAAUCUAGCAGUUUUUUGGAUGACAUAAAUGACGUGGAAACAGGAAUUGAAACAUCUACAGCUGCAGAUGUGCAGUCAGGUAUAGAAAACACUACUCAGGGAACCAACACAGAAGCUGUUAUUACACCUUCUCUAAAGCAGGAGCCUCCGUUUGAAACCGAUGCGAACACUGUGACGCAGAGCAUCACUUACUCAAACGAAGGUGCCACAAUUUCGAAGGAAACACCCCCAUCAGAUUUCUCCAAAGAAAUCGAAAAUGGGUCCCAAAACUCGCUGGUAGAAAACGUGUUCGAGAUGGCACAUAAUGAGAAUGCUGAGAACGUCGACGAACGUUCUUCUGGUCACGGCACCAAUUUCAGCGCGUCGCAAGCAGAAGUGCAGCAAACGAAGGCAAAUGGUACACUACCACGAAAAGACGCUGGAAGCGAAGAUACAACUGAAGAUAACAUUUUAAGCCUUCAAGAUCCAGCUUCUCAACAAGGUGAGCAGUUGGCACAAGUGGAUUUUGAAUUAGGCACUGUGAAUAACGAAGAAGAGAGGGACACAAAGUUUGAGACAGAGGCUCCUUCUCUUCCGAAACAUGAGACGAAUGAUGUCCACGAAGAGUCUGCUGUCACGGUAGAGCCUAUGGAACAAACGGGGCUGGAUGACUCAGAUUCCAUGAAAGGCAACGGUUCGUUUCCUGGACAAACCUUUGAUAGUCCUUCCCCUGAACAAAUUUUCAAUGAUCACGACUUGAACGAAUUCGACGAAAAUGAUGAAGAAGCCCAUCAUGACCCUUUGGAACCUCCAGCUAUUUCACAAAUUCAGAACGAAGUUCCAGGUGCUUUGAGCUUAGAAAAAAUUUCGGUUUCAUCGAUCGACGAUGGAUCUGUUCAGGAAUCUAUCACAAUAUCAGAUUCUGAGCAUCCGGAGGUUAAAGCAGAAUUAGUUUCCGAAACUAACCCACCGUUCACAGCGGCCUCUCCACAUUUUACUGAAGUUCAGCUAGGGGAAGGUGAAGAUGUGGAUCAAGAGAAUGAACUGGUCACAGAUGCGGACUUGCUUGUAGAUGUUGAGAGUCCCGAAAACAAAAUGCGCGUCGCAGAAAACAAUUUUCUCGACCAGCCCGAGUUUGUGAACGAAGAGGAAGAUGCGUCUCGUUUCGAGGACAACGAACCGGAAGGGCUUGUCAGUCAAGCCGUCAAUGAUACGCUUGCUAGAGAUGAAUCGCAGAAUCACUUUUUGGCGCCAGAACUCGAUUCUAACCCAAUUUCAUGGGAACCAGAAUUCCAAGUGCAACAAGACAAUGAGAAAGAUGCGCGUAACAACGCUGUCCAGCCUGUCACGAUUCCGGAAAGCUUGACUUCCAAUGCACAAACACAUGAAGCCAAGUCUUUUGCCAAUGACGACGAAGGUGAUGAGAAACCACUUCCAUGGGAAGAAAACGAUGAUUUUCUCAGCCAUCUGGGGCUAAAAGACGCGGCUGCUGCGUCAGGUAAUGAUUUUGAGGCGGCACAUCCUCUUGCCGUCGAUGAGACUCCUGAAUGGCUAUCUCAAAAUCAAAAGAGUGAAGAAAACCCACUUCCAUGGGAGGUAGAAAACGAAGAUGCUGGAGACUCAUCUGUUCUUCGGAGUUCCAUCGGCUCUGGGGACCCGCCCAAAAAGUUUUCUUUUCUAGAAAAUGACGAUGACCUUCUAGAUGACGACGAUAGCUUUUUGGACUCUGAUGAAGAACCUUCUUUGAACGCAACAGCCAGUCUCAGUGAAGGCCCUGGUUCAACUGUUCCAGUAAGCAACCCUUACCUACCACGCAACGACAGCAAUGUAAGCACGCCUGCGGUGACCUCGACCCCAGUGGUUCAAACUAACGCUAAUUUUGCUCAUCCUGUUGCACCUCUGAUCUCUCAAACGCAAAAACAGGCACCAAGUGAUAGAAAGACCUCGAGAUAUGGCCCAUCACCCGCAAUAGAUGAAGUGGGCGGCCCUCGGGUUACCGCCGUUACGGAACCGGCACCGAUUCAUCCUGCAGCCCCUUCAAUACGUCCAAUCUUGACAGAAUUCCCCCCUCCCCAAAAUAUGAACCGAAAACUAGACGAGGAAAAGAAAAAGUCCGACGCCUACGACUUCCCGUUGGAACUGGCAUCUCGUAAUUCCAAAAAGCCCAAACAGCCUAAACCCUUUGGAUCUGUUAGCCCCGCAAUUUCUUCCAGUGCGUCUUCCAUCAAUACACCCGGUAUUUCGGGAGCUGUUCCUUCCAAAGUGGGCCCCAUAGUCGGUAACAGCAUCCCUGUUCCACUCAACUACACAGGGAGUGCUCCUAAAGGUGUACAGAUGCAGCCAAGUUUUCAGGCGCGUGAUCCUAUUUCUGCCGUCAAUCCCCCUGUAUCCACUUAUCGAGGGCCUCCUGGCAGAGUGUCAGCAGAGGCUUUCGACCAUUCCAAUCUUAACAUGCAACUCAAUCAGCAAACUGCAUACCAGCCUUCACUUCCCAGCAAAGGUGCAAGUAACGUUCCCGCGCCAAUGAGUAGGUACGCGCCUACGUCAGCCAAUGCAGAACUCCCAAGAAAAGGAAACGCAAUGAGUCCUUAUGCCCCUGAAAGCGCUCGUGUUAGAGCUUUUAGCAACGUCUCGAGCGGGAGUGCAGUCUCGAUUGGACGUGCGAACAGUCAUAACAUUAUGCCCGCAGCUUCACGAUUUCAUGGUCAGACAAUUAACAACGGCCCUCCAGGUGAUCAGUUCCUCCGCCCAGAGGCUCAGGCACCUUUGGUUCCUGCUCUCAAAACGAUUGGACUUUCGACACUGGGGAAUCAGCCCGUCUCACCUAACACGCAAAAGAGAAGCCAUGCGCGUUCAAAUUCUAGCGUCUAUGCCCCAGCUUUUUCUUCAAAAUAUGCGCCAACUGUUCAACCACAAUUCCACCUGCCUUCGCAGGACAGCGAAAGCCCUCACUACGGCGUAAGCUCAAAUUACGGACGCCCUGUUGCGUCCAACAUUUUGAAACAAACAGGCGAUGACUCAUCUGCCGUGCAUAGAGUUGCUGAUGCGCAGGCGGUUGACCCAAGUAUUGCCUUCCAUCGACAAUUUCCUCUUUUCCGCUGGGGGAGUUCCUCGAAAGUGGCUUUCGGCCUACCACGCGCAAGUGACGCUAACAGCUAUUUUACGACGGGAGGGCAAGGAUUAGAUGUCUGUGUUGCUAGCUAUGAUGCUAUUGUGAAGCCGUCUGACAGCUUCAAGUGCUUUCCUGGCCCUCUGUUGAAGAACAAGACAAAAAGCAAGGAAGUUCAAAAGUGGAUCACUGAUAGCUGCCUUCAGUAUACGAAGGAUCAGCCUAUGAAAGAUUUGACCUUGUACAAUAUUUUAAGUGCAAAAAUUACUCCGGAUGUUACUUUGAGAGAUAUCGCAAAGGCUUUGUACAAUCCGGACGAGUUACUGCCAUUUUUGUCUCAACCGGCCUCGAGAAAGAAGAAUGCCUUCAAUGCCAGAAAACUAAGUGCGAACGACCAGCUUAGAGUUUUUGCAGCACUGCAGACAGGAAACCACGAACAUGCACUUGAGUUAGCGCUUGCUGAAGGUGAUUACGCACUAGCGUUGAUGCUAGGUAGCUUACUUGGUAAGAAAAAAUGGUCAGACGUUGUUAAUAUCUACCUGCAUGAAGAGUUUAUCCCGGUUGGCAGCAAUGACACUGAUUUCUCUGGCUAUCUGCUGACUUUAAUAUUCCAAGUAUCUGUUGGCAAUGCCAAGCGCGUAGUUAGCGAGCUCGAGGUCAAUCCUUUGAAAGUAAAUUGGGCCAUUAAUAAUUGGAAAAUGAUUGUCGCUGCGAUUCUUAACAAUGUCAAACAUCAAUCUGACGAUCCAGCAUCUGACGCGUUACGAUUGACUCCCUUUUCAACGGAGUUCAUGGUCGAGUUUGGCGCUUUUCUACACCAGAAUGGAAUGCGUGUCGAGGGGGUUACUUGUUUUGUAGUAGCAGACCUUCCGGUAUCGGACCACGAAUUAAUCGUAGGCUCCGGUGUAAAGUUUUCUUCUGUUGGCGACGAAAACUCUUGGGAGGGGAUGCUACUGACCGAGGUAUAUGAGUUUUCUCUCGCUGUCAAAGACCCAAAGUAUCCAGGAUCUAUACACUCACUUGUUCAGAAGUUGGUCCACUCAUUGGCUCUAAUUGAAUGUGGCAUGACUGCUGAUGCCUCGAAAUAUGCUGAUGCUGUCAGUCAAAGCUUGAGGUCUCUACCAAAGAACAGCCCGCUGGCCUGUGCUGUUGAACUACGGCUGAAUUUUGUGUCUUCAAGACUUGUAGGCACAAAUGGAAGCUGGCUUGGUAAGCCAAAGCUGAGCCAAGUCUGGGGCCAGCUUGAUAAAUCCUUCAACAAAUUCAUUGGUGGUGAUAGCGAAGAAGCUCAAAACGAUACCACAGGGAAGAUUUUCGAAAGCUUCACGCCAAGCAACUCUAGAAACGCAUCCUUAUUAGAUUUGAGCAACCAACCUUUACCAUUCAACCCGGUUGACUCUCUCAACUCCUCAAUUACACCUGCCUUUCCUCCAUUACAGAGACCUCAAAUACCUACUAAUGUGUCCUCUGGAGGCUUAUUGAAGGGACGGAACGGCUCUUCAGUCGCAGAAUCCAAGUACGAUCCUUCUCGUAACCAAUGGGCAGCUACACCCAAUCAACCAACGACAAUCGAAAUGCCAGCCUCAACCUUUGAUUCACCUGUUCAGUCAAUCCUUCACAAAUCGCCUAUAAGACCGAAGGAUCAGCUUCCAGCUGCCGAAACCCCACCGCCAUUGUUCUCGACUUUGUCAUCUUCUAACAAAUACAUCAGUAGAAAAGUGCCUCUCAGUGGUGAGGGAGUAGCAGACAAUGCUCUCCCUCCACAUGCUCAUUCCAGACCGAAAAGGUCAUACAGAAGCGAGAAGCCAGUGAACGCCGCUCUACUCGCAGACCUUUGCGCUGCUCCUCCUCCUCCUCCUCCGCCGAUAUCUGGGAGCACUGGCAGCUACACUAGCAGAAGGAACUCGGCCCAAUCUCGAAGCAGCUUUCAGUCAAAAUCAUCCAAUUUAUCAUCUCCUAAGCACACACCGAUGUCCUUUCCGCCUGCAGCGGCUGACUUGAGCACAGAGUUGACAAAUGCGUCCUCACAUCGGGUUGACCAGCAACCUCGGAUAAAUAUUCCCAUUCCCUCGAACAAAAUAUCACAAAAUGCAGAUUUCGAAGACGGCAGUCUGGAUGGGGAUGUCUCAAUGGCCCAAACUGUGGAGACCCUAAAUGAAGAAGUUGCAGGGACCCUCACUCAAGAACACUAUCGUAAACAUCAUGCGGUGCCUCUGCCCGUAAAUGUCGGGACCGCAGCUAUGACAUCUGAAUAUGAGACUGAUAAUAACGCUCUUGGAACGCAGAUGACAGGCAUAGAAGCAUCUCAGUCGCAAGAAGUUGCGAACUUCGAGGAUGAAACGCGCCGUCAGCCUGGGCUUCUUGGGGACACUGAAGAGAACGUUCAGACCGGUACAAAUAACAUGAAGUAUGCUCAUGGCCUAAAAAGCUCACAGGUGCCAUCGCAGACUUCAAGCGGACCCAACGUGAUGUCUGGUAAGGCCAGAAAUCCCUACGCACCAGUUGAAGUCGAAAAGGAAACCAAGGCGCUUCAUAAUCCUUACGCGCCAUCUAACUCACAACCUCUGGAAACUGAUAACGGAGCAUCUGAAAGUCCUGGCGACUUGGCUCAGAAAACUUCGGAUGCAGAGCUAAACAUGUUUUCAUAUGGGGGCUACAAGUUAUCAAAUACAGACGUCGGGGAGUCUGGGGCGGUGUCAACAAAUGACGUGAGGAAGAAUUCGUUUUCACAAUCGCCAGUUGGCGAGAGUGGCAUGGGAAGUGGAGAUAACGUGUCCAUGAAAGACCCGCAAGAGUCCCCCAAUACACAGACCGAUGCUACAAGUCCUCAAGGUCGGUUUGAGCCUGUUUCGAACAAAAAGCUGAAUUUGGUGGCCGACGAUGGCGGCCAGUUGUUUAGCGGUAACAGCGCUCCAGUGAUUAGGCCUUCGUCCAAUCCUAGCUUUAGACCAUUCACUCCCGCCUCAACACCAGGAGCGGAAGGAGCCGAAGAAUACUACGAGGACAUCAUAGAAAAUGAAACCGACGAUGAGGAGGAUGAAGCCGAGCUGGAAAAGCAGAGGGUAGAAGCUGAGAAGCAGAAAUCAAAGGAGAAGGCAAAGAAAGAUGCGACAGAAGCAAAGGGUGACCGGAACAACAACCAAAACGGCGCUUCGUGGUUCGGAUGGCUACGCAAAGAUCCUAACGAAAAGAAGCCUGUUAAGGCAAAAUUAGGACAUCAAAAUACGUUCUAUUAUGAUGACAAGCUCCAACGGUGGGUAAACAAGAAUGCCACGGAGGAAGAAAAGCAGCAAAUUUCGGCACCACCUCCUCCGCCUCCUAUCAUCACGAAGAAAUUGGAGGGGUCUCCAAAGGUGAAGCCACGUUCGGGAUCUGUUGCUGGGGGAGCUGCAGCCAGAACUGCUGCAUUUACGCCCUCUUCAAAUGUACUCGAAGAGCGAAGUGCAUCAUCAAGUGAAGCCGCUGGUCCCUCACAAAGUGUCUCGCCGUCUUCAACCCCAAGUGUGAGUCUCUCUGGAAAAAAAGCCAACAACAUUGACGAUUUAAUGUCCUUGGUGGGUAACGCAGGCAAUCAAAGCGGAGCUAGAAGAAAGAAGAAAGGUGCCAGAGGUUACGUCAAUGUCAUGAACAAUAUGUAA
Messenger RNA from Lachancea meyersii CBS 8951, 6978 nucleotides. The record is from the annotation of a GenBank genome assembly. Lineage: Eukaryota; Fungi; Ascomycota; Saccharomycetes; Saccharomycetales; Saccharomycetaceae.